AUGCAUUCCCUCACCUCAUCCUUCAUCUCCCUAUCCCUACUAUCAACCACAGUCCACGCCCAAAGCAUCGCCCGUGUCUGGACACACUUCUACCCAAACUGCCCCGGUGAAGCAUUCAGCAAACUCGACACAUACGAAAACUACCAAGAAUCCGCCCCAUCCCAAGAUAUCGUCGUGGACAGCUGCAAAAGCUUCGCCGUCCCCUCCUACGAGCACGACCUCGUCAGCUCCAUAUCCGUCGACGCAGAGCUCCUCCUCCACAACCACGACCUCCCUUUCCUAGAAGGCGGCAGCGGCUGCAACAUCACCGUGCACGAGGUCCCAGGAUGCAUCGACCCGCCCCUGAUCAAUAAAGAGAUUCGAAAUGGCGUCGAAGUCAGUCAGUGCGAGCCGCGCCAGUUCGUCGCUUACAGCCAGGUCUGGGUAAAUCUUGUUUGCGACAGCGAUAGCCCUCUCCACAACGAGAACAUCCAAACUCAGGAGAAUAAGCAAGCAGACACCAAGCAAUCCAUGCCUACUGCCCAGCCCGAUGCGCCUGUGCGCACGGAGAAACAGACUUCCGUCGAGGAUAUUAAUAAUAUCCAGACGCCUGGGUCGAACUCGGAAUCUUGGCGUUCGUCCCAGGUUGCGCAUAGCCAGCGGGAGCCCGUGCAGGAGGGCCGUGUUAAUAAUGCCGGUCAUGCGGAGAGUGAGCAGAUCGUUCACCAGAUGAUGGAGUUGUGGAAGAAUAAGACUUCGCAUAUCGUCACUGGCAAGCAUGAUGCUACACACUUGAAUGUUACGCUGCAUCACAAUGGUACUGCCCCGGGCAAUCGCACUGUGAUGUCACGUCGGCGCUUGUCUGUUUUGAGAAACCGAGCUCCUCGUUUUGUCUAG
Penicillium samsonianum is the source of this 876-nucleotide messenger RNA. RefSeq lists its product as uncharacterized. The coding region runs from base 1 to 876 and encodes 291 amino acids. The record is from RefSeq and is a predicted model, not a curated record. The transcript has a single exon. Lineage: Eukaryota; Fungi; Ascomycota; Eurotiomycetes; Eurotiales; Aspergillaceae.